AUGAAACGCAUAGAUGAAACCGUGUCAGCCGCAUACCUCGCACAAGGCUCAGACUGGCUGCGAUUCGCGGUCGCGGCCUUGGGCAUGCGCGACUCUCGGGUUCGUGGUCUCGUGUGCGAAGCCCUUGCGGGCAUGCACUCUAUUUUCGAAGAGGAGGAGGAGGCCGCGCGGACCUUUCGGCGUAAGAAAAAUCGGCCGGAGGACGACAAUUACGAGGCGGAAGACGCUGCUGAUGAUGGCAAC
Molecule: messenger RNA, 243 nt
Organism: Amoebophrya sp. A25
Lineage: Eukaryota; Dinophyceae; Syndiniales; Amoebophryaceae
Source: the annotation of a GenBank genome assembly